CUGGCCCUGAGCAGACAAUGUUUCCCUCAAGGAAAUAUCAAGACAUUUUGGAGUUCAGAAGCAGGUGGUACCACGUCCUCCCGUCUCUGCUGUGCACUGCCUUACUUGUCCUGCGCUUCCUCCUCGUCUUCUUCAAACCAUCGCUCCUCGGGCGCAGCACACAGCCCCAGGACGAGGGUGUGCCCAUGGCUCUUGCACACAAUAUUGCCUAUAUGAAACGCCUGCUGCAAACCAGAACUCCAGAACCUCUUGGGCAGAAGAACUGGUUUCAGCGACGUCUCUACACCUGGGACGCUUGUUUCCGCUUCCCAGCCAGAAUGCUCAUUAUGGUGGCGAUGGCCCUGAUCGGGGUCUACAGGAUUGCAUUUAUAAUAAGCAUUCUCUCUGCGAUAGCUCCUCUUCCUGUUCCUUUUCCUGAUCCAGAGGUCCUUCAAUGGGUAGAUGGGAUAUUCCUCACUUUCGCUAUCUUGGCAACCAUCAAUCACAUCUGUCAAAUUAUGGUGCAGUACAGAGUCCAGAUGAGGAGAAUGUACAAAGGAGACUGGAAAGACCUGACUCGAAAACUCCCAGCCACAGAUGUUUCUGUGACAAGGAGCAUGACCUACAUUGGUUUGCAAGUGACCUUCCUCUGUUUGGGCAUGGUGACCAUGUACACAUUUUUCUGUGUUAUUGGUAGCUUAACCUUUGGUAUUGGUUUUGCCGUCGCUCAUGUCGGUUUUCCCAUUACAAUGCAGCAAGCCUUGGAAGUGAUUUGCAUUCACUCAGUGGUGCUUCUCCUGAGCCUCAUCAUGGUCUUCCUCUUGAGGAGGCUUGCAGUGCGUCAUUUCUUCCUCCAGGACAAACCGGCCGCUGAGAGACCCCUCGCCUUAAAUAACAUCCGGGCCCUGGAGAACGCUUCUUACUUCACCAUGUUCUUCUUCAUGAUUAAGGCUGUGUAUGAGUUUAUCGCCCAGUUGCUGAUCAAAAUCAUCCUGGGCUGUCUGAACUUGGCUCGGAUUGACUGGUCCACCAACCCAUCCAAACCGAUGGGCUCGCUGGACACUGGGUAUUUGACCUGGGUAUCGAUGCUGUUGGUGGAUUCCGCUCACACCAACCCAACCGCUCUGACCUUCUGUCACCUCCUGCUGCAGUCCAGCCGGGCUGACCCUGACGUCAGCACCACACUGCACACAACUGCCAGAGCAGUGGCUGGAGCCAGACGCAGGUGGUGGCUGGCCUACACCCUGCUCAGAAACCCAGGCCUGGUGGUCCUCCGCAGGCCAGAGAUCGACCUGCCCGUCAAACCCACUGCCUCGCCUGCCACCAUGAUGCAGCUGGAGCCCUGAGUAACCUCCUGCACCCUACUCCUGCAUGCCUUGGAAACGUUUAGAUCUUCUAGCCCCUUCCAGACCAUUUUGGUGUUUCUGCUUUGGGUGGCAUAUUCCCUUAUCCCUGCAUCAUGUUAGCCCAACCUCAUGCUUUCAUGAUAGUGAUGAGUGCCUGGACUUUUUGUGUAGGAACAGGCAGCUCACAAUAUUCUUGUUCAGCGCCCCCCCCACUCCUGUCAGCAGCUUCGUGUGUGAGCACCCCAUUUCAGCUGUUUUACAAUUUCAAGGAGCUAGGCCUGGCUUGUGUAUGUGUCUGUGUGUCUUUGUGUGUGUUUGUCCAGGGGGCUUGCAGUGUCUACCAGGAUUUUGUAGUUUCCAAUCAGCAGCCAUUUUAGGACUGGUAAAUGAGUAAAUGAGUGCAUGAGGCAAUGGCAGUUUCAGUAUAAUUUCUGCCUGCAAGAUAUCGGUCUGACAGUCUCUCAAGUUGAAUACCAAGACUUGGUAUUCAAUCUGCUGUUCCAAGCCAACUGCACUGCUGCUUUCAUAAGAAAUAAAUACUUUGAUCGACCAGUAGAUAUAUUUAACAGUGACAGUAAUGCCCUGCUCUGUCUCUGUCUUGUAACAUGUGCAUGGAUGGUUCUGAUUGAGGAAGUUUGUAGAGUUAAAACAAGCAUACA
This is a messenger RNA of Conger conger (European conger), 1984 nucleotides long. RefSeq names its product stimulated by retinoic acid gene 6 protein-like. The coding region runs from base 18 to 1325 and encodes 435 amino acids. Gene Ontology annotation, molecular function: signaling receptor activity; retinol transmembrane transporter activity. Gene Ontology annotation, biological process: vitamin A import into cell. The transcript is spliced from 13 exons. NCBI's taxonomy places the organism in Eukaryota, Metazoa, Chordata, Actinopteri, Anguilliformes, Congridae. The record is from RefSeq and is a predicted model, not a curated record. Gene Ontology annotation, cellular component: plasma membrane.